AGUUGUCUAUACGAUCGCGUUUGAGCUAGACGCAUUUUAACCCGAGUGCAACCUAUCGAUUAUUGAAGCGGAUGUUUCCACACGUGCGUGAAAUCGUUACGAGACAAAUUGUGAUUGAUUCAAACACUUAUUGAACGGAAGUUGUAGUACGCUGAAUCGGUUGAGAAACUUGAGAACAAGUUUAUAGUAAUUGGCAUCGCGACCAAUUGCUGUUGAAGAAUAUACAGUUUGUUAGUUAUUGAAUCAAAGGUGCUAAUAUUGGUUGAAUUGAUAUUUUAUUAUUGUUAAUUUAUACACACGUGUGUUGAGAGUGUGUCAAAUCGUGCAUCUGUUAUUCACUAGUGCUGGCUAAUAAAGCGUCAUUUGGUGUAUUGGAGUAGAAGAUCUGCAACGUGAAUAGAACUUCGCAAAUAGAAGCGGUGUUAAAACUAGACGCAGACUUUGGAUGUACGUUCAAAAAGAUCUUAACAGUAAUAAUCGAGUUUUUACUAAUUGCAACAAAAUGAGAACGCUCGUCAGUCCCGACGGAUCCUAUGUAAACGAAGGCAUGAACUGUUCUUCGUUGGAUAUAACAAUGCCGAACGGAGAGCCCCAUGGUGGUCUUACUGGAUCGAAUGAGUUUAUUCUAUCAGCAAGUGGUCAGAAAAUUUCCCCUAACAGCCGUAUCCAAGAAGCCAACCAAUGGUGCCAACGCAAAGCCAGGAGUGCUUGCUCUAGGAAAAUGUUACUCAAACGCCUGCCUAUUUUACGAUGGCUACCAGUCUACAACAGCACAGAUGCUGUGGGAGAUUUAGUCGCGGGAAUAACAGUCGGUCUCACAGUAAUUCCUCAAGCGCUCGCCUAUUCCGGUAUCGCUGGGCUUCCCGCUGCGUACGGUCUAUAUGGUUCCUUCGUUGGUUGUAUCGUGUACAUUUUCCUCGGCAGCUGCAAAGAUGUUCCAAUGGGACCAUCUGCCAUAUCAGCGCUUCUCACGUACCAAACAGCUCGUGGAAAUGUCCACAAAGCAGUCCUACUCUCGUUGCUAACGGGCAUAAUUGAGCUUGUGAUGGGUCUCUUCGGAUUAGGUUUUCUGGUGGAUUUUGUAUCUGGACCAGUCUCUUCUGGUUUCACGUCAGCAGUAUCGUUGAUCAUCGUCACUUCACAGAUCAAGGACGUGCUCGGAAUUACAGCGAAAGGAACCACUUUUCUGGAGAUUUGGCAGUCAAUCUUCAACGAUAUCCAUAAUGUGCGAGCCUGGGACACGGUACUAGGAAUCACAUGCAUUGCAGUGUUGCUGAUUAUGAGAAUUGUAGCGGGACUCAAGGUGGGGCCUCAUGAGGAUGAACUGAAAUCAAGGAAACAUCGGAUUAUCAAUAAAUUUAUGUGGUUGAUCGGAACCUCACGAAAUGCCAUUCUAGUCAUAGUUUGCGGUGCCAUAGGAUAUGUCUUCCAAUCAUCGGCUUCGGCGCCAUUCAAACUGAUUGGCGACAUUCCUCCCGGCUUGCCAUCCUUUGAAGUUCCUUCAUUUACUCUAAACGCCAACCAAACGUCUACUGGACGAGAUGAGAGUUUUGCAGAAAUUGUGUCCAGCUUAGGUUCCGGAUUGAUUGUUAUUCCCUUGAUUGCCCUAAUGGAAAAUAUUGCCAUUUGCAAAGCAUUCUCGAAUGGAAAACCUGUUGAUGCUACUCAGGAGCUGAUCGCAAUUGGGGUUGCCAACGUGGCCAAUUCGUUCGCACAAGGUUUCCCAGGGACUGGGGCUCUCAGUCGGGGAGCUGUAUUCAAUGCAUCGGGAGUUCGCACACCUCUGGCGAACAUCUACACGGGAGCAUUGGUCAUACUGUCGCUGAUGUUUUUCACACCAUAUUUCUCGUACAUUCCGAAAGCUACACUCGCGGCUAUCAUCAUUGCUGCGGUCGUCUUCAUGGUGGAAGUCAAAGUCGUCAAACCAAUGUGGCGAACCAAGAAGAGCGAUUUAAUCCCUGGCCUUGGAACCUUCAUCGCUUGCUUGGCUCUGCCAUUAGAAGUCGGUAUCCUAUUGGGAGUCGGUUUGAAUGUCAUUUUCAUUCUAUAUCAUGCAGCCAGACCUAAGAUCAAUGUUGAGCGGUUGACCAGUCCUGCUGGUGCGGAAUACUUGAUAAUUACCCCGGAUCGUUGCCUUAUUUUCCCUUCGGUAGAUUACGUGAGGAAUCUAGUGACGAAGCAGUCCAUACGCCAAUCGCUUCCUGUUGUGAUAGACUGUUCCCACGUGUAUGGAGCUGACUAUACCGCCGCAACGGUCAUUGAAAGUAUCACUCAAGACUUCGCCAGACGUGAUCAACCAUUGUUCUUCUACAAUUUGAAGCCCAGUGUAUGCGCAGUAUUCGAAGGACUAUCACCUGUGGACUUUGUAGUUUACUAUCGGGAAGAAGAUCUGGAUGAGCUAAUGAAAGAGAAAGCUUACAAACCAAAGCAGGUUUUAAGUGCUUAGGUCCAUAUAAUUUGCGCUAAGUCAGGUAAAAUAAUCAGUAUUAUAAAUAGUACGAUUACACUGCGCAAAUGUCAGUGGUUUUUAUCACUUUUAGACUAUCUGCAUUCAACACAAAAAUAUGUUUACGUAGAAAGUUUGUAAAUGAAUGUCGAUGCAAAUUAUUGUCGGUCAGAGCAAGAAUUUACAAUAUAUUUUAUGUGAAACGGUUAAUGAACUGUUAAGGUAUAGUAAUUCAAACAUAAUACUAUGUUUAUUUUUUAGUAUUAAACGUUUAAUUGAACUAUUGAUUAUUUUCUACCCAUGAUAUACUUGCCUUACAUCGAGACUUAUAUUUUAUUAUCUAAUGAAAAAAUAUAUAGUUAAUAGUCGUAGUAUUAUGUUUGUCCUUACUAAAACAAAACUAUAAACAUAUUUCUUAAACUUUGAGAAAAAUAGUCUCAUAAUUUUGAGUUUUGAAAUAUUAUAAAACAAGUGAACAGAAUAGACUUUUCUCAUUUUAAAAAUGAAUGUUAACAAAGUUACUACGCUAAAUAGAAAUUUGCUUUUUUGUAUAACUAUGUUCAUGGCGUGCCUUAUUAUUUCUUGUGCAGACCAGGGAUUUUUAAAAUUUGGUUACUUUAUUUUGGCGAUCAUUUGAAUAACAUGUUACCGCAAACUGAACAUAGUAUUUCGUCAACAUCAUUACGUAUUGCAUUGUACAAGAAUAAGAUUUGUAUCACAAUUAUGAUAAACUUUGACGACGAACGGUCUAACUGUGAAUAUAAUAUGUUUUGCUAAAUCAAAAGUAUUCAGUUAUUAUUUGCACGAUACUGUUUGAUCCAAAUUUUCCUAAUUAGAUCAAUAACUUUGUAAUGCGGACUUCUAGUUCUGAAUAGAAAACAUAAUGCACAAUGCAUAUUUAUGCAUAAUUUCAAAUAUAUCUGCACUUCUAUGAUCACAAAUUAACCGUAUAAUCACUGCUGUUUUUAUCAAAUUCCUCAUCAUUUAAAUUUAUUAGUUUUAGUUUUGCUAGGUUUUGCUGUUGAUGGCAGGUUAAUGCAAAAGUGAGAAAAGUAUACACAACAAUGACGAACACACUACGCCAUUUAUGAUGCGGAUCAAUUGUUGUUUUUUCUCUAGCCAAUUCUACUUAACAAUCUCGAUUUUUUGGUCGCUGUUGGAUAUGAUGAUUAGCUUAUGGCAUUAUCGGUGAUGAAUAACUAUUGUGAAAGUUUGGAAGAGGUCGGUUUCCCGCGCAUGGGAGGGUAUGGAAAAAAUGAAGUGUGUAUGCAUAGUAUUUAUCGUAUUUACCAUCAUAAGAAGAACAGCUUUCAAUUUGGUAUUGAACUGUUCUUCCAUGCCAGCAAUGUACUGCUCUUCUGCGCAUAGUUGUCCCAUGUUGGAAUCGAUGAAAACAUCCAAAAUCAGUCAAAUUGUUCCACUGAAAAAUGACAUUGUCAUCAAACGAUAACAUAGGCUGGAAAACGCUCCAUAAAGUGUUAUCCAUCUAAUGUUCCUGAAAAGUGUUUCCUAAGCUCAUUAGUUUCUAAAAAUAUAGCUAAACUUUUCAGAUCUAUUCGAUUCUAAAAUUAGUGGGACAAAUUGACUCGAGUUUGAAAUUUUUGAUUAAAGGUAACAUGGGACAAUUAUACGUUCAACGGCAGUGUAUACAUUUUAUUUAACUAACAUACGUGGGAAAAAUGUUCGAUCGAUUCGGCUAGUUCGCCCGAAUAGUGAUCAGCAUAAUAAUCCAGCUUUAUUUUGUCAGUUUCAGUAUCAACUAAACUGCCGUGAAUCGCAUAUCUGUCCCAUCUUUGCUGGAUUUCCUAUUCAUAUGGGACAAAUAUGCGAUUCACGGCAGUAUAAUACAUUUCGAGUAGUUAAACGAAUGUUCAAUCAAGAAAACUUGUGUGUAAGCCUAAAGCUUAUUUUUUGUACUCGGGAGGCGGUUAUUCGCAUUCCUGAGCAUGUGAUACAUGCUAAAUUUUACAAAUGUUCUAGUUCUACGCAUAAUUGUACCAUGUUACCAUUGAUGAAAAAACUUAAGCUCGAGUCAAUUUGUCCCACUGAAAAAUGGAGUAGUUGUUUGAUGAUAAUUGAGACUGAAACCCAUUUAAAUAAGUAGUGAUUCGUUUUAUGUCCUGGAAAAGUAUUGUCUACGCUCAUAACAUCCCAAAAAUAUUUGUUAAAUUUCAAAAUCCAAUCAAUUCUGAAAUAAGUGGGACAAAUUGACUCGAGUUUGGAUUUUUCCAGCAAAGGUAACAUGAGACAAUUAUGCGUAGAACGGCCGGUAAUUGUUCAUUACCGAUCAUGUUAGAACAAAAAUCGCGUUCAGAUACAUAUUAGCAGGACAUUACAAUAUUGCAAGUAUUGUUAGUAUGAUAGAUACAUAAUUUAGGCAGACGACAACUACUACCCUUCUAUGUUUACUACGUAUGAUAUCUUUGAAACAAUUUUAAUAGUAGCAUCUAGAUCGAAAAGCGAUGCAACGAUUAUGUCAUAAUAGUUUACCCUACUAAAAAAAAUCUUUUCGUGGAGCACAUAUUGAUCAAUUCUCAUUUAAUAAUUCUACUUAAACAAAAUAAAUAGGAAGGAGAGAUGGGAGUAAAAUUCUACCCAAAAAUAAGCUUCAUCCCAUAAUGUAUUCUUCAAGGAUUUGGCUCAAGCAAUGAAAAAAUACAUAGUUUCAAAAAUACAUUCACAUUAAAAUAUUGAAAGAAUGUUACACAUCAUAUACAUGAUACCAAUAACUGUGAUAAGGCCAUAAUUUAUUAAAAAUGACAAUAAACUCAAAUAU
Molecule: messenger RNA, 5222 nt
Organism: Armigeres subalbatus
Lineage: Eukaryota; Metazoa; Arthropoda; Insecta; Diptera; Culicidae
Gene: Esp
Product: sodium-independent sulfate anion transporter
Exons: 9
Coding region: 446-2446 (666 amino acids)
Biological process (GO): transmembrane transport
Cellular component (GO): plasma membrane
Molecular function (GO): sulfate transmembrane transporter activity
Source: RefSeq, a predicted model, not a curated record